This is a messenger RNA of Protopterus annectens (West African lungfish), 4693 nucleotides long. RefSeq names its product colony stimulating factor 2 receptor subunit beta (gene CSF2RB). Gene Ontology annotation, biological process: immunoglobulin mediated immune response; cytokine-mediated signaling pathway. The record is from RefSeq and is a predicted model, not a curated record. The transcript has 15 exons. Gene Ontology annotation, cellular component: external side of plasma membrane; membrane. NCBI's taxonomy places the organism in Eukaryota, Metazoa, Chordata, Ceratodontiformes, Protopteridae. Bases 385 to 3459 code for a protein of 1024 amino acids. Gene Ontology annotation, molecular function: protein binding; cytokine receptor activity.
UUCUCCUUUAUGGAAUUUAAAAUAGCCAUUCCUUCAAGCGAGAAGAUUCAGCUGUCAGGCUGUAUAUAUAAAACAGAGAGAAGUGGAACCGAAGGAGAUGGUGUCAAUGCUGGUGUAUAUUAAGUUAAUACAGAAGAACUUAUCUCAUUUGUAGAUCAACAGAGGAGUGCUGUCAUUUGUCCAAAAAAAAAAUAGCAAAUUAUAGGCAAAUUCGGAACUACAGUCUUCAUUUCGGACUAGUUUUGGAACAUCCGUUGUUUUUCUUCACCAAACUAAUCACAAAACAUUGGAUUACAUAUCUGACAAGUCAUCCGUCAUUGCACUGUAGAGGAAUAAACUCCAACUGUCUACAGUUUUGGACAUAUUUAAAUUAAUCUGAGCAGCAUGGAAGAGCAGAGGAAAAUGUUCUGCAAGGGACUGAUACUGGUGUUAAUCAUUACUGCUGCCCUGGCUAUCAAAGAGAUGACACCAAUAGAAAGCCUUAAAUGUUAUAAUGACUAUGAUAAAACCCUUUCCUGCACAUGGUCUGAAAGAAGAGAGGCAUUCUCCAUUAUCCCAAUGAAGCUGUAUCACUGGAGAGAUUACAUAAACAAUUCACAACCAGCUCCUAUUGAAUGCAAAGAAGUAGACAGCAUGAAUUCUUCAUCUUUGGUUGAAUGGACUUGUCACAAAGAAGUUGACGUUUUUAUGAUUGCAGCUAAAGACAUGUUUAUGUUUAAACCAGAACGCCAGCUGGAAGUUAAAGCACAAGUUGACAUUUAUAAAAACAUCAAACCUCAGCCACCUCUGAAUUUGAGUGUGACAAUGGAGAUGAAUGGAGAUUUCAUGCUGACGUGGGAGACUGCCUACGGGAAUCACACUAUUCUGCAUGGUCAACUACAAGCAGAGGUGUCUUAUAAAAGGGACUGGGAACCAUGGGAGGAUGCUCAUUCAAUUCUUCUGUCCAAAGAUAUUAAACACUUUCAACUUAAGAAGUCCGCUCUUGUACCAGGAAGUAGAUAUGCUGCUCGAGUUCGUUUGAAGCCUCAUAGCAGAAGCAACUUCAAGGGACAGUGGAGUUCUUGGAAUUCAGAGGUGACAUGGCAGACCCCUAAAGAAGAUGAUGUGAAACCCAAAAAUCUGCAAUGCACAUUUGAUGGCAUUGACCAGCUUGAAUGUUUUUGGGAAGUAAGGCGAGAGGUGACCGAGUCCAUUCUCUUUGUCUUGAAUUACACUGACGAAACAAAGAAUAGCAGCAGAGAGACUGAAUGCAUCCCCACACAUGUUAAAGAAAACCGUAAAAUCAUCCAUUACCAUUGUGUUUUGAACAUAACAAAUGCCAGCAACCUUAACAAUUACCAGAUUGUGAUUCAGCCUAAAGAAACUGUUAAAACAAUUCGUCCGUCAUUUCACAUAAAAUUCAAGUCCCCUUAUAAUCUCAGCGUGCAGUCAAAUCCUGAGGAUGAGAAUUACAAGCUAACAUGGGAAACAAUAAACAUUUUGGACGUCAUUGAUCGAGAAUUUGAAAUACUGUAUAAGAAGCUUGAAGACCCUUGGGAGGCAGCAAAACUGUUAACAUUAGAAUAUGCUACAACUAAGUACUUUUUCGGUGAAAAGGAGCUGGAGUUCCCCUCUGUGUAUGUUGCAAAAAUCAGAAUGAAGGUCAAGAAGAAAGGAGACUAUAACGGGGUAUGGAGUGAUUGGAGUCCAGAAGUACAAUGGGAAACACAGAAAGAAUUUAAACUGUGGGUCUUGAUUGUAAUUUUUAUACCUGCCAUUGCCAUAGCAACAGUUUUGGCCUUGUAUUAUGGAUAUGCACGCUUUAAAAGUGCUAAAUCCAAUUGGGAUGACAGUAUUCCUGAUCCAAGGAAAAGCAAACUGUGGGGCAACAUCCAACGUGGACCAUUGCUUAAACUGUAUAGCAACAGCCUGGAUUUAUUCAACAUCAGUCUAGUUAAAACUGUGGAGGGAUCAGACAUUCCAGUGCUGAUCACAGCUGGGCAAUUUGAUAAUUAUUUGAUCAAACAUGAAGUUUGUCAGAGCAAUGAAAAUUCCUCAUAUCGCUCAUCAGAGCAAAUAAAGCCAUAUCCAGAGCUCACCUUAACAAAAACAAAGGAGUUUGGGCAUACUUGUUCUCUGGUAUGCUCUGCAGUGGGCAAUGCUUGCAGCUUGAGUAAAGAAGUUUCCAGUGCAGACAACACUGAUUCCCUCCAUGCAUCCACUAGAAGGUCUGAAGUAGAUCAUUUGCCAUUACACUUUCCCAGCACUUACUUAAAUGGCUCUUACCUGGCCUGCCAUCUGCUUCGUGCACAGUCCAAUUUUAUUUCAGAUAUACAAACAGAAGAGCAAAGAGAUGAUGCUAAGGCUAAUAUCACAGGCUAUACAACAUUUCCUCAGUACUGUUCUGAAAGUAUGCCAUUACCCGAAAGUCACAGUUCAGAAGCUCAGUUACCUUCUUUUACUGACUACCUAGAAACUCCUCUUCAAGCUAAUGUCACCUGUCCAUCAUCUGCUGAAUGUAGUGCUUCUACCAAACACAGUCAGCAUAAUAAAUAUGAAGGCAAUGGAAAUAAACAUCAGUUAUCAUCAGAUGAACAAUCUCAAAAUGAUAACAAUCAAGGACAGACUUCAGCAGAUAACCCACUGACAGAUAGAUCAAAUGCCACAGUUUGCCAUCAGUUUAUAAACAGCAACUAUGUUGCCUCUAUGAAUGAAACAGCCUGUCUGCCAGAUGAGAUGUUUACAACUUUACCACCAACUAUUAAUGGUUAUAUCAUGACUAUGCCUGACCAAGAGUUUCAUUCUACACAACAUUUCCCAUCAGAAGACUGUCCUAAUAAAGAGAAGAAACAACCUGUCAGUAGUGAAGGGCAUCCUUUCCCUAACUCUCCUGACUACAUUUUGUCUGAUGAGAGCAGUGGGGAUUCAACCUGUUAUGGCAGUACUAAUGAUCCAGUUUGUGCUGUUACUGAGAAGAGUCCAACCAAACCUAUAAGCAAAGACAUUUUAGUAGAUGAACCUCUGAAUAUCGCAUCAGAAGACUCAGACAAGGAGAAGUCUAGUGACAAUAUCAGGAUUCACAAUGCAAAUGACGUCAUGUGCGUUACUUCAAUAACUAGUAGUUUGCAAUCAGCUCAGCAAAGAAAGAACGGUACAGAAAAUAUCUCAAGUGUAGGGCUGCAAGCUGGCCCUUCUAAUGUAAUUUUGCUGCAUCCAAGUGGAGAUUACUGCAUCGCUGCAAAAAGCCACAACUGCACAUCUGUAACUCCCCAACAGGAGCACUUCACAGAACUGGGAGACAUCACAGCACGAGAAGAUCUGUCAUUCAGACAGAAAGAGAUAAUAAUGACACCGGAAGAAGAAAACAUGCAAGCAGAUCAAGUAAAAACAAGACAUGCUGAAGCUGUCCAGAAUUGUACGGCCAUUUCUGAUUAUGUACUCCUGCCUUACAAAUACAAUCAGGAGUCACAUUUUAUUUGAUGUAACCAAUGUACUAAGGCCCAGGUUCAAACUACCAGGUCUAUGUUUCAUUCAAUGAACACUGCCAAAAUGAUUGUAACAUAUGCUAGUAAAUUAUUCUCCAUCUGAAUCCUAAAUGCAUUCUUCAUGGGUUCUGAGACUGUUGUCACAGUGAGCUUUCAUGGAAUCACAAAACUGUCAAUGAGCCUCCUUCACCUAUCUCAAAAUACUAUGGGCCUUUUAUACAAAAAUGACUUGAUGAAAUAAUGAAUUGGUCAGAAGCUGGCAGUUCCUUCUCUUUACAAAACAUAGACACAGGAAUGCACAUACUCACACAAAUUUCAAAUAAAUAAAAUACAGAAUAAUGCAUUCCUUAUUUACAAUUGACUUGCAACCAUUUACAUAUAUUAACUGUCUUUCUUCAUUUAGCCUGAUCCUGCAUAAAAUAAUAUAAGCUUAAAGCACACAAUAUUUCCAGACUUGCUUUGGUCUCCCGAGAAAAAUACUCAGGCUUCCCAGAGACGUUGGUUUACCACUUAAAGAACUAUGCCUUGUACUACCUUUGUGGUCUGGUGACAAUAGGAGGGAUGAGGAAGCAAUUCUGAAUUUAGAAGACAGGAAAGUAAAAUUGCUUGUGACAUGUUCAUGUUCUGUGAUUUGGGUUGCAUUUAUUCUUGCUGUUCGCAGGGCAAGAAGCAAAUAAGAAGUAGUCAAAAAUCAUUCAAAUUCCAGAUGUGGAUCUAAGUUACUGACUGUUAUUCAUGACUUUUAUGGCACAGCCUAUGGAAUGACAUCAAUCAAUAAAGCAAGAUAUCAGUACGGAUGCCAGAUACAUGGAAGCAGCGCAGAUGUAGACACAACCCAAAAGGAACAACGGGGAAUAUAGCCCCAAUUAUUUUUUUCCUGUUUUGGGGUUAUUUCUGUACCCAGGGUUUCCUAAGUACAUGUUGUAGUUGCUUGCAAUGGUAUAUCUUCCCUGUUGACGUGUUGCUUGGAUGGCAUCUGUCAUUCUGCUGACUGUGAAGCUGACAAAAUUCAUAUUGUCCUUUGAUCUGCAUCGCAAGAUCUACAAGAAAUAGGUCAUGAAUGCCUAGAUGUGAAAAUGAUGCAAAGCUUAACGUUUGACGUCACUUUUACAAUACAUUAUACUGAACUGAGAAAUAUACAGCCUUAUAAUUUCUGUACAAUAACUAGUAAACAGUUUUGCUAGGAAAGCUUUGACUUUUUUAGUUCCAUUAAAAGCACUUAAUUGUAA